Syngnathoides biaculeatus (alligator pipefish) is the source of this 961-nucleotide messenger RNA. RefSeq names its product mitotic spindle organizing protein 1 (gene mzt1). The transcript is spliced from 3 exons. NCBI's taxonomy places the organism in Eukaryota, Metazoa, Chordata, Actinopteri, Syngnathiformes, Syngnathidae. Gene Ontology annotation, cellular component: gamma-tubulin ring complex; interphase microtubule organizing center; centrosome. The record is from RefSeq and is a predicted model, not a curated record. Gene Ontology annotation, biological process: microtubule nucleation by interphase microtubule organizing center; gamma-tubulin complex localization; mitotic spindle assembly. Bases 207 to 431 code for a protein of 74 amino acids.
ACAAUAGCAGGCUAAAACGCGCGAGUGGAAAAUAUUGCGUCGUAGUGGACAUUUUCACGGGACAAUUGUGUCUUACAGCCUACAUAAAAUGACCAGAAAAAUGCCCAAGUCAUUUAUGCACAGUUGGUUAAAUUAUUAAUGUUGUGUUGGGUUUUGUAUAAACGCGUCGUUAUCUCUAACUAGUAAGUUAGUAUCCAUUGAAGGCCAUGGCAAGUGCAUCCAGCGCGAACCUGAACGCAGUCCGGGAGACUAUGGACGUGUUACUGGAGAUCUCCAGGUUGCUCAACACUGGUUUAGACAUGGAGACUUUGUCCAUUUGUGUGAGAUUGUGCGAGCAGGGCAUAAACCCAGAAGCGCUGUCGUCUGUCAUCAAGGAGCUGAGGAAAGCCUCCGAGACCCUCAAGGCACCUGAGAACUGCACAAAUGGAUGAACCCUUCACUUGGGUGGUUUUAACUGGAAUUCACGUGUUUGUUUGUUUUUUAGCCCUAACCAUGGAAACUGCAGCCAUUUUGUCCUCACGCUCUUCCACCUGUCCUGGCUUUGGAUGCAGAUGUCAAUCAAUCUGGAUGUUUUUCCCUUAAGAGCACUAUCAGCUUGAUGUAAGCAAACACAUGACAUUUGUUAUAAUCCAUUUUUUGUUUCGUUUUAAAUGUUGGAAAAAUUUCCUUUUGGAUUUUUUUUAUAAAGUUUGUAAACCUCCAUCAUGUCUAACUCUAAAGAACAAUCAAAAGCCACUAGAUGGUGCUGUAACACUUUUUUUGUACAGUAAUUGCAUUUUUUUUUAUGUUCAGGUUCAAAAUGGACAACAACCACGUGUAGAGAUUAAAAGUGAAACAUCUGUAGUGUUUACAAAUCAUUUUAAGUAUUACACAGAUGGAAAACUGCAAAGUUUUUUCAUGUUGCAAUAGUUAAAUGCAUUUAAAAAAAAAAACAAUCUUGAAUAAAACAUUUCAUAAAACA